AUGGCCGUCGCUCAGAGAGCUCUGCAUUUGAUCUGCAUGUUGCUGUAUUUAUAUCUUUGUUUUAAAAACCUUACACGAUGUAAAAAAUGCAAUUCACUCGAUGUGUAUAAUGGAAACGUAUUCUACUCCUCAAAUAUAGCCGCUAAACCAAAUAUUGCAAGUUUUGUUCGUUUACCACGGCAACCUAGAUCUUGUUCUGGCUCGGCAAGUUUAACGCCAAACUCAACUCGUGUGAUUGUUGCCUGUCGUCUACUAACUAAAGCCUCAAUCUCGUUGCUUCUUAUUCAAAUGUCAAACGAUGUUGAAUCCCAGCCUGGUCCUGUAGUCGAUCGAAAAGGAAUCAAAUUAUGCCAUUGGAAUAUACAACAUCUCACGGACAGUAAAUUUGAAGAGAUUCGCAACUUAUUGACAUGCCCCAGCAAGGAGCUUUUUGGUCUGGACAUUCUCAUUUUAUCGGAGACCUUCUGUACCGAAAAAAUACCAGAAACAUUUUACAGCAUUCCCGGCUACAAAGUCUAUCGAAAGGACAAAACUGGAAAGUCAGGCGGUGGAUUAUGUGUAUAUGUUAAAAACUCAGUUCAAGCUGAGCGACGAAUUGAUCUCGAAACAAAAGAU
Messenger RNA from Paramuricea clavata, 615 nucleotides. The record is from the annotation of a GenBank genome assembly. Lineage: Eukaryota; Metazoa; Cnidaria; Anthozoa; Malacalcyonacea; Plexauridae.